GAGCAACACCCGUGAACGAAAGACACACGGGAUUGAUGUGCAGAAGAAACGGCUGGAACAACGGCUCGUGCGCGUAAGGUGGCGAUCCAGACGUGGGAAAAAGAGGUGUCUGCAGAGAAGAGGGUGUCGAGGUGCGAAGUGAGGAAAAGUCGUGUGACCGCUAGAGCGCCGCGUACGGUAAAGCUGGAGUUUUAGAGGAAACCAUAUCGUCACAGACAAAACAACAACAAAAUGAUAAAUUUAAAAGUGAAAACACUCGACUCACAGAACCAUGACUUCACGGUCGAUGAGGAGAUCACCGUGCGUCAGUUUAAGGAACAGAUCGCGGAAAAGAUCAGCGUUUCGGUGGAGCUUCAGCGUCUCAUCUACUGUGGCCGCGUACUGUCCGACGAUAUUCCGCUGAAGGAUUACGAUCUGAACGGGAAGGUGGUCCAUCUGGUGCAGCGUGCCCCACCAUCGGCACGGGGCGCUAGUCUCAGCAGCACGGAAGCGGGUGGCCGCGAUGAAGCGUCGCGUGCGUCGAGACGGUCGCGUAGCAGCGACAAUGCGUCACGCAACAUCUUUCCCAGCCUGGACGAGCUGAACACGAUGUACUUCGGUUCGAUGACGUCGAUACCGCUCAACAUGACGGCAACCAACGUCACCCAAAUUCCGUCGGUUGGAUCGUCGUCGACGCUGUGCAACAAUCGCAUUACCGUCGCCCGGCACAUGCUGGACUGUGCGGACAGCAUACUGAGCUAUCUGGAGAAUCCGGCCCGCGGGCUUAACUACAGCGCGAUGGACUUCCUCUCGCAGCAAACGAUGGAGUCGACCGUGUUCGAGGUGGGCAUAUCGGCCGUCGGCGAUGUGGACAUACCGCACAACCAGGUGCAGAGCUUUGUGAACGCGUUCCAGGGCGCGGUGAGUGCGGCCCUGCGCCAGAACGGUAUGUCCAACCUGACGGUACAGCAGCCGGAUGGGUUGAACGGUUCGGUGCAGGUGUUCGGAACCGUGCCCGACUUUGCCGUCCUCACGCCACCGAACACAAGCGCCACGGCUACGCCGGCUCACGAAGGGUCGGGUGCUUCGUCCACUACCAACAGUGGCAGUAGCGGCAAUAGCACGAGCAGCAGCAGCAGCAGCAGCAGCAGCAGCAAUGGUGGAAGUUCCAGCAGUCCAAGCGCAUCGUCCAGCUCGUCGGAAACGAGCGCCGAAAGCCGGCGCCAGGUGCGGUCCGGCCCGUUAAACACGCAAACCACCAGCACGCAAACGCUCGGCGAGGUGGUGCAGCAGAUGCGCUCGGUCCAGCGCCGCAUGGAACCGUUCCUGCAGCAGUACUACGACAUCCUGCAGGACGAUCCGUCGUUCGAGGAGUCGGACACGGUCGGGCGGGAAAAUGCGCAGCGUGUGUUUGACCGCGUGUCGGAAGCGAUGCACUACAUUUCGCACGCCCAGCACGCCAUCAGCGACCUCAUGCUGGAUCUGCAGAUGGCAACACCGCGCCAUCUGUGCUGUCGGCCGAUUCUGGUCGAGCAGAACGCGUACGUCAGUUCCGGCUUAACAGCGAUGCCACACAUCAACUUGGCCAACUUGCUACGCAAUCACAUCAAUGUAAACAACAACAACAACAACAACAACCCGGAAGUGGGCAACAACAACAUCCACGCGCAGCUCAUCAAUCUAGGCAUCACGGCCCAGCCGGCCUUCUUCACUGGUCCUGCUGGUCCUGCUGGUGCUGCCGGUCCUGCUGGUGCUACCGGUGCUGGAACGGGCUCAAUGCGUCCACCCACAGCACCAUCUGCAACACCGACAGGAGCGACAACCCAACCAUCGACAACAGCAGCAGCAUCGGCAGCAUCGGCAGCGACCACUACGACGGCACAGUCCCGACCGCCGAACCUAGGUCAGUCUCAGAACAGACCACCUAGCGUCGUACCUGGUGCUGGUGGUGGUGGUGUUGGUGUUGGUGGUGUUGGACGAGGUAACAAUAACAUAGUCACCUCCGUGUACAUACCCCUGUACGACCUGAACAGCGUCCGGCGGGUGCAAAAUGUCCUCGGCGAGCUGCAACCACCGGUGGCGGCAGGUUGGCGUGACAGUCCGGUUAUCAUAAUGCAGGACGUGCGGCAUCGAAGGGCCCCACGGACAGCCUCGGCCGAUGGCCGUUUGCAGCCGCCAUCCGCGACUGGCGCAACCCGCAAUCGUCCGACGGCUACCACCACUACUAACUCGGGCACGAACAACAACAACAACAACAACGGUAGCGGUGGUGGCAACAAUGCACCGGGCGCUGGUGCACCUAACACCGCCACCCAGAACGCGCAAAUCCAGAUGGCCCGACUGAUACAGGCAGUCGUGAACGCCGCACCCAUUCACACCGACAUCCACGUGCAGAUCAACACGGGCAGUGGAAAUGAGGGAGGCAACGCGGGGAAUGGGCCCACGGCCGGUACAGCAAACCGUGCCAGCACAACGGCUCAGACGGAAACGAGUACGGGAAGCGGUGCGACGCCCGCCACAACCACCGCCAGCAACGGCCGCGGUGAGAAUGUGCUGCACGGCUAUCCACGCUUUGCCACCGUCACGCUGCCGACCACGUCCACCCAGACGCGCUCUACCUCCCGUCCGCACGUGCACAGCAUUCCGCCCUCGCAGCUGGGCGGAGGAGCCGGCGGACAGAUACGCAAUCUGCGCCCGAUGGCGGCCAGCAUUUUGAACACGUUCGAUCGAUUUUUGCCCUGCAACAGUCAUCAUAUCCGGGACAAUAGUGGAACGAACGGUGAGCGAUCGAACGAUGGUACGCCGAAUCGUACCGGGUCCGGCGAUACGGCCAACACACCGAACGCAGCUGGACCGCCGGGUGCCGAGGGGUCGGAUACGGUUCCGAUGCAGGAUGAUGGACGUGCAGCAGCAGCAGCUUCCUCGGUACGGAUCAGCAUGUUUGGCACCCAGUUCACGCUGGCCGACCUACAGAACGGUGUACCGAACCCCAACACACUGAACCGCAUCCGCGACUCGCUGCGUACGUACAUCAACCGGACGCUGUUUGCCGAUCGUACCACCGUUGACGAUCAGGUCGUACGUGAGGCCUGUGAAACCGUCAUCGAACGCAUGACACCGCUGCUCGCACCGCUGGCGGAACACGACCGGCCGGAGUACGAUACGCGCGCCUCGUUGUUUAACCUGUUUCGCAACACGUUCCGCACGUUCAUCAAUCUCGUACGGGAGGACAGCUCGUCCCAGUUCGGCAUACGGCUGAUGCGCGCACUGAUCCUGUUCCUGCGCCGCGCGUUCAUGAUAAUGCACCGGGGCGUCGGCCGGUUCUACGCGCAAACGUUCGUGUUGGGUCUGUUGGAGGGUGCGCUGCGCCAGCAGAACAUCCCGGAGGUGGAGCGAAUCGUGCGGCUGAUCGAACCGAUACUGGAGUACAAUUUUAACACCGCCGCCCGGCACGACAUGUACGACGUGCAGCAGUUUCUAGUCAUCCGGCAGCCGGCCGCCCCGGGCACGGCGACGGCGGACAGCAGCAUCGCCACGGAAAGCCGUUCGUCCAGCAUGUCUUCCAGUACCGGCACGUCCGGUCAGCGGGAAGCUAGCCCCAUGGACGUGGAUGAGCUGGAGAGUAUGUCCACGCCGGAACUCGUGUCGGAUAUUGCCGAAAUAUCGAUCUCCAUCGAGCCACCGGCAAUGAGCGUCGAUCCGUGUUCCUCAUCACAGCCGGACGCACCACCCGUCACGGCGGGCAGUGAAGCAAGCAAACCGGACGCUCCGGAAGUGGGUUUCGGUGGCCUUACGGGUACCGUGUUAGAUUUGGCCAAUCGACCCGUUCCGCCACGGCCGGCCGGUGACGAUGAAGAGCUGCCGACGGUUGAGUUUGACGCCGAAUCCUGGCACCGACACUUCCCGUCCAACUGGUUACCGAUCAUUACGCGCGAUCUUGGCAGGCAGCGGCGACAGAGCCCACAGGCACCGUUCUCCGAUGCGUACAUUUCGGGCAUGUCGUCCAAGCGCCGGAAGCUGCUGUCGGAAACGAAACCACCGAGCGACGUCCAUUCGCUGAUAGCGGACGGGGUACGGCGCGCGUUCACCGGCACGGGAGCCAUCCCUUCCGUCACGGCAGCACCGGUUGCCGGCACCAAUGCCGCCGGCAAUACGCGAAGGCCAACCGGCGGCCAACCGGGAUCGUCCUCUUCGGUCGCCGCACCAGGGACAAGCACGGGGGCGGGCUCGAGCAGCAGCGGUACCGCCGGCACACACAACCUGUUCCGCACACUGGACGAGGUGGCCAACACCAUUGCGAACGAUGGCGCGCUGCAGAUGUCGUACUGCGAUGCGAUGAAGGCGAGCAUACGCGACCGGUUGGCAAAGGACACGGAUUACGAUGCCAUGCGGUUCCCGAACUGUUCCAAGUACUUUGAAAAGUAGUCGCAACACACACACACAGCUGGAACGUCGCAGGCAAUUAGAUUGAGAGAUGGACAGACAAAUUUAAUUCCUUUCCCUUUGUCUUUUACUUGAGUUUGGAGGCAAUUUUAAGCCGCUGAAGGUUCACCAGCACCAUCUGUUCCGUUUUGAGUGCAGCCCCGGAGUCGUACCCGGAUUACUACUUACACCCCACGGCUAACACAAAACGGAACAGCGAUAGUGUGAGUGAGAGAGAUGGGAUGUCUACGUAUGUGUGUUGGAAGAGAGGACGCAGCUUUAAGCGAGCAGUGGACGAGCAACGUAUAUGUCGUAGGUCCCCGCGGUCGGUCCGGCAAAGGUCGGUGUAAGGUAAUCAAUCAAUCGAGACAAAUUGUGAUUUAUGAUGGCGCGCGCGCCCUACCACCCCUCAGUGACCACUCGCCCAAUCUCCGCAGAUGUUGGCGGAGCGCUGUCAUUGAAUCCUUUCGUGUAAUGUAAGUGUUCGUUCGUUCGGGUUUCGUUUCAUUUUGGAUUUCCAGCAACAUACCGCCCAGACCGCCACUCGACUUUAGUUCACCGUUUAGGCUUUUGUGUUUCAGUCUGUGAGUUUACAGUGUUUCGUUACGGUUGGUUUGCGGCAAAAGAAGGGAAACGAAGGAUUGCGCUUCCUCAGGAAUGUAGGCACGGGGAAGCCCAGCAUGUCCUUCUUCAAGGGAAAGAAGCAGGGCUGAGAAAGAAACAUACACCUUAUAUACCUACUCAAGCUAAUAGGAAGUUAUAAUAAAUAAAGCUAGAUUAAAUGAUAAACUCACA
This is a messenger RNA of Anopheles stephensi (Asian malaria mosquito), 5196 nucleotides long. RefSeq names its product large proline-rich protein BAG6. Gene Ontology annotation, molecular function: misfolded protein binding; polyubiquitin modification-dependent protein binding. The coding region runs from base 232 to 4404 and encodes 1390 amino acids. The transcript has 12 exons. Gene Ontology annotation, cellular component: BAT3 complex. The record is from RefSeq and is a predicted model, not a curated record. NCBI's taxonomy places the organism in Eukaryota, Metazoa, Arthropoda, Insecta, Diptera, Culicidae.